Molecule: messenger RNA, 1198 nt
Organism: Durio zibethinus
Lineage: Eukaryota; Viridiplantae; Streptophyta; Magnoliopsida; Malvales; Malvaceae
Biological process (GO): chromosome segregation; cell division; mitotic cell cycle
Cellular component (GO): outer kinetochore; spindle microtubule
Molecular function (GO): microtubule binding
Source: RefSeq, a predicted model, not a curated record
AAUAUGAUACGGAAUAACAUGAAUUCACAAAUCAUGAUGAUUAACAAACUGCUUCUAUCUUGAUACUUAGUGAAUUAAGGAGAGGGAAAGAGAAAAAAAAAAGGGAGAAAUACUGUUCCUUGAUAAAAUCACUCUGCGAGCACUAACAAGUAGCAAUGCGACACUGAUUUAACUCCAGCAUUGGAGUUGAGUUCAAUCAAUCAGAAGAGAAGCCGAGUCUUUGAGGGUAAUUGCGCAAUUAUAUUUAAAGACAGGCGGUGAUGUGAAAUUAAGGGGAAAGGGAGAACCUUUUAACUACACGCUCUUAACUGGCGCGUGGUUUUAAAGUAAAAAGAAAAAAGUCGCAAGCUUUAUUAGCAUGCGGCGGCAAAUAUCAUAAUUCAAAAGAAGAAAACCCUAAUUGGGGUGAAAGAGAGAGGAAGGAUGGGUGAUCGGAAUCAUCAGGAACAAAACCAUCAUCAAGCAGCAGAUUAUUUGGUGAAUUUGUUCACCAAAGCAAACCAUGAUCUCCUCGUGAUUCAGUAUAGGCUCGAGAAGGAGUUUCAACAAAUUUAUCCUGAUAGUGCGAAUCCUAUGAAGUUGGUGUCUCGAAUAAAGAAGAUACAGGAAGAAUUAUCGAGCUUGACUGAGCAAUGCCGUGAGCUUUUAUCAGCCAAACAGGAUUUGAUUGAUAAGGCUAGGACAACUCUUGUUGGGAACAGAAAUUUGCUCCAUCGUAUGCAAACAUCAAUGGCCAUUCCUGUUACCAGUCAUUCUGAUGAUUCAGCAUUCACCAACUUCAACCAGGUCAUUGAUGAAUGGACAGUUCAAGUCAGAUCAAGAAUAGGAGAUGAGACGCAGGAAUCAGAGUCUGAGGAUAUUAAUAAAUUACUGUUCUCAGCUAUUGUUCAAAGCAACUGAAUAACUUUCACUCACUUGUGAUCCCAAGGAUGAUGAGUUGAGAUAUCCACAAUGAGUUGACAUAUUCUAGUGUUACCCAGAACUUUGUGCUUUUAGGUGUUGUAUUGAUUACUGUUCACUGUGUUGAUUGACAUAUUAACUAAUAAACAUAAAAUCUUGUAUAGUUAGCUUUUUUGUAAUGCGUAUGUGUCCUAUUCUUCCAGUACUUUGCAUUUGUUUUUCCAGGAAGGGCAUGAUGCAUUUUAGGGAAAUAGCAAUUCGAAACGGCACUUAGCAUAAUCAUUUCAAGCAUUAAUCA